CCCACAAGCGCUGUCGAAAGCGUCCCGGCGAUCGCAACUCCAAGUAACAAUGUUUCAGGAUGCAAAGCAUGCAGGCUUUGGCAAUUAUUUUCGCCACCGUUGUGUUUGCCGACGGAACGGAGUUACGAUAAUCGAUGGCUACCGCUUCGUUAUCGGUACUACACAACUGCGUCGCACCUAUCUGAAGUGCGCCAACUUUCGCAGCAACUGCCGGGCCCGGGCCAUUCUGAAUACGGACACGAACAGAGUGCGGAUGAGGCACGACCGCCAUAAUCACGCCCGUACGGAUGCUGUGAGCGGACGUAUCUCUAAGAAGUAGCAGAUAACUCGAAGUUAGCGCAGUAUGUGCGCUCCAACCGAGGAACCGAUCUCGUUUACCACGAGGGAAACACCUACACACCCAAUGAAAAGCU
Molecule: messenger RNA, 413 nt
Organism: Drosophila mauritiana
Lineage: Eukaryota; Metazoa; Arthropoda; Insecta; Diptera; Drosophilidae
Exons: 3
Coding region: 50-319 (89 amino acids)
Source: RefSeq, a predicted model, not a curated record